Messenger RNA from Lucilia cuprina (Australian sheep blowfly), 2984 nucleotides. Its product is annotated as cytoplasmic aconitate hydratase-like. Bases 153 to 2852 code for a protein of 899 amino acids. Gene Ontology annotation, molecular function: 4 iron, 4 sulfur cluster binding; aconitate hydratase activity. Gene Ontology annotation, biological process: tricarboxylic acid cycle; citrate metabolic process. NCBI's taxonomy places the organism in Eukaryota, Metazoa, Arthropoda, Insecta, Diptera, Calliphoridae. Gene Ontology annotation, cellular component: mitochondrion; cytosol. The record is from RefSeq and is a predicted model, not a curated record. The transcript is spliced from 11 exons.
AGCCACCUUGCAUAAAUUUAUGUUUUUCUGUUCUAUUCUCAUUUUUUAGUCGUUUUCUAAUUCCAUCGGGAGUAGGUUUAUGUUGGAUAAUUGUUGUUCUCGGAUUAAGUAAUUUUUAUUUUUUGCAUACAUAAAAACAAGUACCUAUAAUAAUGUCUGGCUUAAAUCCUUUUGCGCAGUACCAAAAAUGUUUCAACAAGGACGGUGUUGAAUAUAAAUACUUUGAUUUGGGAUCAAUUAACUCAAAAUAUGAUCAGUUACCAUAUUCCAUAAGAGUACUAUUGGAAUCAGCAGUGCGCAAUUGCGACAACUUUCAUGUAUUAGAAAAGGAUGUGCAAAAUAUUUUGGCCUGGACACCCGAUUUGAAACAGGGACAAAACGAUGUUGAAGUAUCAUUCAAACCAGCUCGUGUCAUUCUUCAGGAUUUUACAGGAGUCCCCGCUGUUGUUGACUUCGCAGCUAUGCGUGAUGCAGUAUUGGAAUUGAAAGGUAACCCAGAAAAAAUAAAUCCCAUCUGUCCAGCCGAUCUGGUUAUUGAUCACUCUGUUCAAGUUGACUUUGCUAGAACUUCUGAUGCUUUGUCAAAGAAUCAAAAUUUAGAAUUUGAACGCAAUAAGGAGCGUUUCACAUUUUUGAAGUGGGGUGCUCGUGCUUUUAACAACAUGUUGAUUGUUCCACCUGGUUCUGGUAUUGUUCACCAAGUUAAUCUGGAAUAUUUGGCUCGUGUUGUUUUCGAAGCUGAUACUGAAGAUGGAGCAAAAAUGUUAUAUCCUGACAGCGUUGUUGGAACAGAUUCACACACAACAAUGAUAAACGGUUUGGGUGUACUAGGUUGGGGAGUUGGAGGUAUUGAAGCAGAAGCAGUUAUGCUGGGUCAAUCAAUUUCCAUGCUUUUACCUGAAGUUAUCGGUUAUAAAUUGGUUGGAAAGUUAAGUCCACUAGUAACAUCCACAGACUUGGUUCUGACCAUCACAAAACAUUUGCGUCAAUUGGGAGUAGUUGGAAAAUUUGUCGAGUUCUAUGGUCCUGGUGUAGCUGAACUUAGCAUUGCUGAUCGUGCCACUAUAAGUAACAUGUGUCCCGAAUAUGGUGCAACAGUUGGUUAUUUCCCAAUCGAUGAGAAUACAUUGAACUACAUGAAGCAAACAAAUCGUUCUGAAAAAAAAAUUGAAAUUAUCAAACAAUAUUUGGAAGCCACACGUCAAUUGCGUAAUUACACAGAUGAGUCCCAGGACCCUAUUUUUACACAAACAAUAACAUUGGAUUUGUCUUCUGUUGUUACUUCAGUGUCUGGACCUAAACGCCCACAUGAUCGUGUGUCUGUUUCCGAUAUGAAACAAGAUUUCCAAUCUUGUUUGGUGAAUCCCGUUGGUUUUAAGGGUUUCGCUAUUCCAUCUGAUGCUCUGCAAGCUUCUGGGCAAUUUCAAUGGGAUGAUGGUAAGAAUUACACCAUCAAACACGGUUCAGUAGUUAUAGCUGCUAUCACUAGCUGUACCAAUACAUCAAAUCCUUCAGUGAUGUUGGGAGCUGGUCUUUUGGCCAAGAAGGCUGUUGAGAAAGGCUUAAACAUUAUGCCUUAUAUAAAGACAUCAUUGUCUCCUGGUUCUGGCGUUGUGACAUACUAUUUGAAGGAGUCUGGUGUUAUUCCAUACUUGGAGCAGUUAGGUUUUAAUAUUGUUGGCUACGGUUGUAUGACUUGUAUUGGAAAUUCUGGUCCUCUGGAUGAAAAUGUUGUAAACACUAUUGAAAAGAACGGUUUAGUGUGUUGUGGUGUACUGUCGGGCAACAGAAACUUUGAGGGACGUAUUCAUCCUAAUACACGCGCCAAUUACUUAGCGAGUCCUUUGUUGGUUAUCGCUUAUGCAAUUGCUGGUCGCGUUGAUAUUGACUUUGAGACUGAACCUUUAGGUGUUGAUGGAAAUGGCCAAAAGGUAUUUUUACGCGACAUUUGGCCAUCACGUUCAGAAAUUCAAGAGGUUGAAAACAAACAUGUCAUACCUGCUAUGUUCCAAGAAGUAUACAGUAAAAUAGAGAUGGGUUCGGAAGAUUGGCAAACUUUACAAGUUUCUGACGGUAAAUUGUAUCCGUGGAAUAAGGAAUCCACUUAUAUUAAACGUCCACCAUUCUUUGAGGGAAUGACACGUGAAUUGAAUAAUAUUAGCAGCAUCAAGAAGGCUCGUUGUUUAUUGUUUUUGGGUGACUCAGUCACAACAGAUCACAUAUCACCUGCUGGUUCCAUUGCUCGCAACUCUCCAGCUGCUCGUUAUCUUUCGGAACGCGGGUUAACACCAAAAGAUUUUAAUUCGUAUGGUUCACGCCGUGGCAAUGAUGCUAUUAUGGCUCGCGGUACAUUUGCCAACAUUCGCUUGGUUAACAAGUUAAUAACGAAAACUGGGCCACGCACCAUUCACAUUCCAAACCAAGAAGAAAUGGAUAUUUUCGAUUGUGCUGAGAGAUAUCGCGAAGAAGGUACACCUUUGGUGUUAGUGGUUGGUAAAGAUUAUGGCAGUGGUUCCAGUCGUGAUUGGGCUGCAAAGGGUCCAUUCCUUUUAGGAAUCAAAGCUGUUAUCGCCGAAUCCUAUGAACGUAUUCAUCGUUCUAAUUUGGUAGGAAUGGGUAUCAUACCCUUACAAUUUUUGCCAGGUCAAAGUGCUGAAACACUCAAUUUGAAUGGUCGUGAACAAUAUAACAUCAAUAUUCCAGAACAAGGUCUUAAACCCGGUCAAAAGAUUCAAGUUGAGGCUGAUGGGAAAAUCUUUGAAACUAUUUUACGUUUUGAUACUGAAGUCGAUAUUACAUAUUUCAAGAAUGGUGGUAUUUUAAAUUAUAUGAUUCGCAAAAUGUUGAAUUAAAUGAAAUGAUCAAUCAGUAAUAUUCUAAAUAUUUUUACGCAUUUUUUAUAUAUUAUAUAAAACUUUAUUAAAGAUUAUGGUGAUAUUGUGUUUAUAACCGUUUAAUUAAUAAAACUAAAUAAUUUUAUUCAA